Molecule: messenger RNA, 351 nt
Organism: Solanum lycopersicum (tomato)
Lineage: Eukaryota; Viridiplantae; Streptophyta; Magnoliopsida; Solanales; Solanaceae
Source: RefSeq, a predicted model, not a curated record
AUGGACCAUCUUAUUGGCGAAAACCCUGAUCUAUGGGGGGUAAUUCUAGAUGGCCCAACCAUACCUAUGAAAGUAGCAACUGAUGGAAUCACCAAAAUCCCAAAAGAAAGAAAGGAAUGGAAUGUUGAAGACAAGCUUGCAAUUAAAAAAAAUGCCAAAGCUAAGAAAAUUCUGAUAUGUGGCAUAGGACCAGACGAAUAUAAUCAAAUCUCAUCAUGUCAAGAUGCCAAAGCCAUAUGGGAAACACUGCAAACAGCUCAUGAGGGAACAACGCAAGUCAAGAAGUCUAAAAUUGAUAACUUGAACAGGCAAUAUGAGCUGUUCAGGAUGGCAGAAGGAGAGACUAUUUAA